GUGUCUCGACUCGUUCCUCGAACCUCGUUCUCUAUCUCUUCUCGUCGAGUCCGAGUUUUGGAAUGUGCGUCGUUUGUCAUGAAAAUUGUGAAAUGUGUUGAAAAUAUAAACAAAAUUGGAAAAAAGAUAUGUUUUUUCGUUGUAAUGUUAUAAGAAAGUGAGAAAAACUUCAGUCAGGAGCAAAAUGAGGGUUUUCGAAGUUGACGAAAUCCUUUGCUUUAAGUUUCAUAUUGAUCUAAAUCUCAGCGAGAACAAACGCAAGGAAUAUUCGGCCAAACUAAUUAAAAAUGGAGGCGAAGUUAUUCCGUUGCCAUCCGAUGAUGUUCUUACUUUAACGACAAAGAAAUUUCGCGAUGUAUUCUCUUACGAAGUUUACGAUAUUAAAUUUAUCGACGAUUGCAUCGAGGCAGGGAAAGUUUUGGACAUCGGAAAAUAUGGACUCAGCGGAAUACAAGACUAUGGCUGUCCCAUGAGUUUGUUACUUUUCGGAGAAAAGGAUUGUCCUGUUGUUGAGAUUCUUCGAUAUCGUCAUUCAGUCCCUGACACUUCAUCUUCAAAUCAUCCUUCACCAAGCACUUCUCCAUCGCUAAGUGCAGCACAAAGAGUUGAACCAGUAGAAGAGAAUCAGAUAUUAAGAAAUCUCGAGCCAGAAUUGAUUAAAACACCAAAGAAAAAACAACCGGCCGAGAUUCUUGAAAAUUAUACAACACCCAAAAAAACCCGGAAUAUUCUCGCUUCCCCGACGGUUGUAAAAAGUCUCGAAAAAAGGGGAGUUAGCAUUUUAAGAUCGUCAGAGAAAAAGAGUGAAAACGGGAAGGAAAAAAAACGAGUGAAAAUAAGUCUUUCUCUUCCUGUUAAGAACAAGGAAGAGAUAAAUAAAACAUCAAGGAGGAAGGAAUCAGAAAGUAGGAUCGAUGAAAACGACGAAGAUUUUCAGGAAGUGGAUGUCAACGCUUUGGUGAAACAAGUGACGCAAAGUAGAAAGGAGAAGGAAAAAAGGGAAUUGGAAAGAAUAGAGAAAGAGGCAAAGGAGAAGGAAAGAAGGGAGGAAGAAGAGAGGAGAAAAGAGUUAGAAAGAAUGGAAGAAGCCAGGAGGGAGCAGGAAAGAAGAGAUGAAUUAGAGAGGGAAAAGCAAGAAAUUAUGGAGAAAUGGGAAAGAGAGAAGCGGGAAUUUCAGAAAGAAUUGGAGAGGAAAGAAGAGGAGUUGAAGAAGCGAGAAAAGGAGUUAGAGGAGAGACUGGAACAGGAAAGGAAGGCCAAAAAGAAAGAGCCGCUGAUCACAAAAGUAGUGAAAAUUGUCCUCGACAGAAGUAUCGAUUCUGGAUCGCAAACUCUGAAAGAAAUCACAUGCGGAAAACGAUUUCUUUCAUCGUUUGACUCGGAGGAGAGUCAGCGAGAGUGUAAACGUCCUAAAAAUCAAGAAACUCAGUCCCAAGAAAUGGGAGAUUCUCAAUCCUCGAUGGAACAAUCCUCAAAUUUGCAUGAAAGUUCAGAUUCUACAGAAAUUUCGUCUGCGGAUAUGAGACCUUUCACCCAAAUUCCUUCAGUUUCUACCCAGCAUUCCACGACUGAUUCGAGCGAAGCAAUUUCCGGAAGUUAUGAGUAUCAGGAUGAUGAUUUUGAAAAUCGAGCUCAAUUUGAUAAUGAGAGGCAACAAAUUGAAAGUGGAGACAUGGAUUGUUCGGAGGGAUAUAAAGUGGCGGGCGCGACACAAAAUAUUCUCGACGAUUUGGAGAUGACAGUGGAAUCUUUGGGGAAUCAUCAAGAAGUUUCAGACGAGGAGAAUGCUGAAACGAGUCUGGAGAAAAUUGGAGAAAUUCAGGAGAAAAUUGUGGAAGUUGAGGAGAAAAUGCGAGAUAGUUUGGGUAUUUUGACGGAUGAUGAAUCGAGUCCUUUACUCGAUGACGCUUCCAAAGCGGCACUUUUGCAAGAUGAUUCGGAAACCGAUUUUGAAAGUGCAAACGACACGCCUCCGAAUGUCAAUAACAAUUUGGAUCCCGACGUGAUUAUUGUUGAGAACAAUACAAGUGGAGAUAACAAUUUUCCUGAUAAAUCGCCAAUUGAUACUAUAAGUAUAAAGAGGGAAAGGGAUAAGAGUUUGGAAAAUAAUGAGGAUGAUUAUGAUGAUAUUUCGGAUGCUGAGACGAUCAAACUUUCGCAGAUUCGUGGAAGGCCGGAUUUGAUACCGAAACCGAGAGAGAAAAAAAAAGAGGCGAAAAAGAAGGGAAAGUUGGUGGGGUUGAAACAUUUGUUUCAGGGUGAGACUCAGGAGCAGGCUGAUUCUUUUGAGGAGCCGAGGAAAGAAUUGGACGAGAAUGAGGAGAAAGAAAAUGUGGGGAAAAGUGGGCAGAGCAAAAAUACGUCUGCGAAAAGCCGCUGGGCUUUUUUGUUUCCCUAGUGUGUAAAAAGAAAUGUUUCAGGAAUACAAAGUAGCAUUAUACUUUUUGAUACUCUGGUUAUGACUACCUCUGAUAUAAAUUAAGAUUUUUUGUUUAUUUUAUUAGAAAAUUAGUUGUUUAAAAUAUAAUUUUUGUAUAAAUAUGAUGUGUUGCAUUUUCCAUGAAUGGGGAAAAAGGUUUCGUAUUUUUGAAAACUGUUGAAAGUGAUUGAAUUGGUUUUUUAAAUAAAUUAUAACGUUCUUUUUUCGUUAAGGAUA
Molecule: messenger RNA, 2656 nt
Organism: Belonocnema kinseyi
Lineage: Eukaryota; Metazoa; Arthropoda; Insecta; Hymenoptera; Cynipidae
Product: trichohyalin-like
Exons: 5
Coding region: 185-2398 (737 amino acids)
Source: RefSeq, a predicted model, not a curated record